Messenger RNA from Dendrobium catenatum, 1059 nucleotides. RefSeq lists its product as uncharacterized. The transcript is spliced from 2 exons. Bases 1 to 1059 code for a protein of 352 amino acids. The record is from RefSeq and is a predicted model, not a curated record. Lineage: Eukaryota; Viridiplantae; Streptophyta; Magnoliopsida; Asparagales; Orchidaceae.
AUGAUAGGAAGUGCUUGUAUUCACAAGCAACCUAUCCAAAAUCGGCGAACCAACGGCAGCCAAAUGGCUGUCCACGGCAGGAAAACAGCAGAUUUCUGCUGUAAUAAUUCCGACAGCAUUCAGCAUCUCCUUCGUGCGCUACACACUGAGUUCGCGUUAAAGCAGUUGGGAACCAUCUCCUUAUUUCUUGGCAUCAAGGUUCUUCAUACACAGAAUGGAUAUUUCUUGACACAGGAACAUUAUGCCAAUAAACUCAUCCAUGACGCUGGAUUUGAUCAGUGCAAGAACGCUCAGACACCGAUUGCUACUGCGACAUCCAAACAUCAGUCCGACUCACCUCCGUUUCACGAUCCUUCUCUCUACCGCCGCCUUGCCGGGUCGCUUCAGUACUUAACUAUCACUAGACCGGAUAUCGCAUUUGCCACCAAUCAAGCUUGCCAGCAAAUGCACCAACCAACAGAACAAGACUUUAAGAAUCUCAAGCGGAUCCUUCGGUAUAUCAAAGGAACUGCACAACUCAGUCUUCCCAUCCAACCCGGCGACCAUCAACUUCAAACGUAUACCGAUGCGGACUGGGCAUCAGAUACAACUGAUCGGAAAUCUGUCACUGGUCAUUGUUCCUUUAUUGGACCCAAUUUAAUUUCUUGGUCCGUUAAAAAGCAAAUAACGGCCGCAAAAUCCUCAACAGAGGCUGAAUAUCGCGCUUUGUCAGCCGCUACUUCUGAAGCGAUUUGGCUUCGGAGACUCGCCGACGAACUGCAGCUAUCUCAAGCAGCUCCGACGACUAUCCAUUGCGACAACAUCUCCGCAAUUGCCAUCGCCAAGAAUUCUGUUUUCCAUGCCAGAACAAAACACAUCGAAAUUGACUACCAGUUCAUUCGUCAGCAUAUUCACGAUGGCAACAUUCAUAUUCAGCAUAUUCCCUCUCAACAGCAAAUAGCAGACGUCUUCACAAAAUCAUUUUCUACUCCUCGUUUCAACUAUCUUCGUUCCAAACUAACCAUCCGCGAACCGGAUGCUCAGUUUGAGGGAGGAUGUGAGACGAACACGUCUGUAUAG